CAUUGAGUACAUAUGAUUCAAAAAUGAGAAAACUGACUAUGGCAAACAGAUGAAGACCUAGUUACGGAUCGUGGCUAUUCCUACCUGAGCUUGAAAUGAAGCAAGUUUACUGCAAAAGCUUCUGCACGUGCCGCUGGAGUGAGCGGCGUGAAGGUCUUCGCAGCCACUUAUGAAGUUAAGACGCGAACCGGAGGUUCGAACACAUACAGUACAGUACGAUUUUGGUAUCGCCUAGCACCGGCCAUGACUUGAUCGGCGCCACAACUGCCACCACUACCAUGCUCCGCCGUCUAACGCCCGCACUGAGGCCUGCUUUGCCGUUGAAAGCCAGUCCCCUCCCACCCGGUUUUCUCGCCAUCAUACCCCUCCCAUUCCCCGCCCGGUCCAAAAGCAGCAAAAGCAAGAAACCCGUUCCAACCCUCUCAGCCUCGGAAACACCACCCACAUCACCGCCACCCGGGCCACCCACACCCGUAACCCCACCGCCAACCCCCUUCCGCACAACCUUCGACUACAAACAGAAAAUACACUGGUACCCGCAACACCAGUCCCGCGCACUCCGACAACUCCGGAAUGGGAUACACCAGAUUGACGUUGUGGUUGAGGUCCGGGACGCUAGGAUUCCGUUGACGAGCAGGAAUCCGAAGUUUGAUGAGGUUCUGGCGAGGAGGCCUAGGCUGGUGGUUUACAAUAAGGCAGAUUUGGCGAAUCCCAAUAUGAAGAAGAUCAUUAUAGAAGGCUUCAAGAGAAACUCGGCGGAUCCAGUGAUCUUCACACAGGGAACAAAAGACGAGCAUGCAAAGCGGAUUUUGGAUUGGGCAUUAGGUGCGCACUUUGAUACAAAUGCGGAGAAGAACAUGCCAGGGAUGUGGGCGUUGACUAGGCUCUUGCUGUUCGUAGAAAAAUAUCGCGAAGCGCCGCAUAGAUACCCUUACAUGUCGAUAGUGAUUGUCGGCUUACCCAACGUCGGCAAGUCCACCAUUAUCAAUUCGCUGCGGCGUUCGGGCGUGUCCAAAGGUAAAGUCAGCGCAGUAGGACCCAAAGCAGGCGUAACCCGCGCGAUUCAAAUGCGGGUCAAAAUCUGGGAAAAGCCGCCGAUCUACCUCGUCGACACCCCCGGUAUCUUCGACCCGCACAUCUCGCACCCGAUGCAGGGGCUGAAGAUUGCGCUGACGGGCGCGACGAACGAUCGGUUGACGGAGGAGCAGAAUGUUGCGGAUUAUUUGCUGUUUAGACUGAAUAAUUCGGGAUUGAGGGAGAAAUACCCACCCCUCCUAAACCUAACUCACCCCACCGACUCCAUCUCCUUUCUCCUUACCCACAUUGCCCUCACCCACAACUUCCUCCUCUCCACCCACUCCCACUCCUCUCUUCCCCCACCCCUCCCUACCACGACCACCACCUCAACAUCCCCCUUCACCCUCGCCUUUGACGAAGACGACCUUACCCACUCCCACCUUACGACGGAUACCCCCUCUUUGACCACUCCGAGGAAUGCGGAGGGGAAAGAGUUGGAUAUACCGCGGGCGGCGAGGUACUUGAUUGGGUUGUUUAGGGAGGGAGUUUUUGGGGGGUUGACGUUGGAUGAGGUGAGUAGGGAGGGGAUGGAGAGGUGGAUUAGGGGGGAGGAGGGGAAGGAGGAGAUAGGUGGGGAGGAGGGGCGGGGGGGAGGUGUGGAAGUUGUAGAGCGGGACAUGUAG
Molecule: messenger RNA, 1700 nt
Organism: Fimicolochytrium jonesii
Lineage: Eukaryota; Fungi; Chytridiomycota; Chytridiomycetes; Spizellomycetales; Powellomycetaceae
Product: P-loop containing nucleoside triphosphate hydrolase protein
Exons: 4
Coding region: 279-1700 (473 amino acids)
Cellular component (GO): mitochondrion
Molecular function (GO): GTP binding; GTPase activity
Source: RefSeq, a predicted model, not a curated record